Anopheles darlingi is the source of this 2713-nucleotide messenger RNA. RefSeq names its product differentially expressed in FDCP 6-like. The record is from RefSeq and is a predicted model, not a curated record. The coding region runs from base 866 to 2542 and encodes 558 amino acids. The transcript has 6 exons. Lineage: Eukaryota; Metazoa; Arthropoda; Insecta; Diptera; Culicidae. Gene Ontology annotation, cellular component: cytoplasm; nucleus.
AACGGUCGUGAAUCGAAGAAGCUAAGGCUCCGUCUACACCACUGCGACGUGUGGCAGUAGUGCGCGGUAUCAUCCGUUUCCUGCUUUACCCUCAUCGGGAACUGUGUGUCUGUGUGUGUUCGUGCGCUCGCGCAUGUUAUGCUGAGUAAUCAAUGAUUCCGUUUCCCAUUUUUGCAACCUACUAGCAUUUCAUUCAGAUUGAAGGGAGGUCAAAUUCGAAAUCAAAUUGUCUAGCAGUAUUCGCCGCAUUCGUUUACUAGUAUCUCGGACAACUUGCUUGAACGUUUCUCAGCUGUUAUCGACCGAUAAAACUAAGUGAUACCCUAAUGGUGAUAGAGAGAGAGAGCGGUGCACGGUGCAUCAGCCAAGUGAAUCAGAAGGGAGUUGUGUUGUGCGUGGAACCGAUUCUGCACCAAAAAACCGAUCCGAUAUCAUCCCCUCUCGUUAUUGGUAGAACCUCGACGUGCACAUCGUAAAGCUUGAUGCCCCAAAGGCCCGACCUGUUGCACCACGGUGCGGUCCGUUGAUGCGAUCUAGUGUGUUUGCGUUGUUAGGCUCACUAGAAAAUGAGCUCCCGGAUGAGCUGCAUCAUCAUUAGUGUUGCUGAUGCUGUUGGUGCUGCUGCUGCUUCUGCUUCUAGUGCUCUGCUGCUGGUGCUUCUGAUCAAUCGUGACAAACUGUGACAAAGAGUGGGCUCUGUAUAGCAGCCAGAAUCGGACGUGUUGUUUCGAGCGAAAAGACGUACAAAAGUGUGCUGUUACUUGUGUUUUUUUGUUUUGCGAAGCGAGUGUGUUUUGUGUGCGAAGGUUUCUUGUUUAUCGUAUCAGUUAGAGGAGCGUAUCAACAGCGAGCAGAGAAGGCGCAGAUGACGAUGGCCACAUUACUUAAGAACGUUACCAACAGCAUCUGGCACGCGUUCAAUGCGCUGCAGCAGGAUCGGGAUGGGUUCGUGAGCAAAUCGAAGCUGAAGGUCUUGACGGCCAAUAUUGCUACGCUGCUCGAUCUGUACGGUGUCGAACGUGGGCUAGACCAUUUCCGGUCAACGGCGACACUCAACUUCGAGCACUAUCGCUACUACCUGGCGCAGGAGGUGUUUGUUGGCGUCUCGAACGAGCUACCGCUGGCGGCGCUACGCAACUAUGAAACCAAAAUCGAUGAGGUCUGCUGGCUAGUGUGCCGUAUGAACUAUGUUACCCACGAUCAGGACUACACGGAGGAGGCGAUCUACCGGUUGUUCCGCAUCUUCUGUCUCGUCGCUGACCUCGCACCGGAUGCGUCCGAUCCAGACAUCUACUCGGUCAAGAUUCAUCCGCUGGAGGCGCUCAUCAUCAUCAAGCAUCUGCUGAAUGCGCUCGGUUUCAACUAUGACGGCGAUGGCGGUCGGUACGAUUACCUGCGGCAAUCGGACGAAUCCUUUGAUUUCGCCGAGCUGCUGGAGAUGCUGCGGUUCAAGAACUACGACAAGGUGAACGAUUACCGGGAGUCAAUCUGUGAGGCGAUCGGUGACAUGUACCAAACGCUAAUCGAAGACGUGAUUAAGAAGGGUUGCUUAUACCGGCGCGGUUACGUCCUACCAACAUUCCGGGAGUAUUUCUUCGUCCUGCGGCCCUGUGAGCUGUCCUAUUACAAACACCCGACCGAUCGGGAGGUGUGCGGUACGAUCGUACUCGAUUCACGGUUUAUGGUGAAACCGAGUCAACCCAGCUCGGGUCGGCACGAGCGCAUACAACGCUUCACGCUCGUGUCCGGUGACCGCACGUUCGAACUGGGCACCCUAGAUCACAAGACGCGCCUCCAGUGGAUAGCCGCGCUACAGCUGGCCAUUACGUACUCGACGGGUCGGGAAGGGUUCCAGCGCGAUACGGUCAAUCGGCGCCGACAGCAGCGCGAAAGUGAACAACGACGUCGGCUCGAGGAGGAACAGCUCCGCAGUCAGCAUUUGCGUAAACUGGAGGAAACGCACGUGCAGCUGGAACGUGAGAAACAGGCACGGAUGGCGGCGGAGUCACAGGCGCGUCAGUAUGAGGCUGUUGCACGGGAGGAUUCGCGUCGCGUGGCCGAACUGGAGGAUGUGAAGCUGUGCCUGGAGAAGAUGCUGGAAGAUGAGAUACAGGCGAAGCGGGACGAGGAAAUUGUGCGAGCACUCCAAGCACGCGUACUAGCGGAAGAGUGGGAAAAGCGUGAAGAGUUGGAGCAACUGCAAGCCGAACAGACGAGCCUGUUGGAACAGGAGCGUCAGAAGCGGAUUGAGUUCGAGGGUCGCCAACAACAGAACGAACAGAAGCUACUGGAAGCACAAGCGAUGCUGCGUCAACUGGAAGAGGAACGUAAGCGACUCGAUCGCGAGCUGAAGCUGGCCCGCCAGAAGAUCCAGCUAUCGGAGGACAAUAAAGGCAUUGUGGAGGCCAAACUACAGGCAAUGUCUCCCAGUAUUCGUAGCGGUAGUGCGGGUGAGUUCAUGAUCCGCCGGACGCAAUCCUUCGUGGCAGCCGAUCGACCGGUGCUGGUAGCGGGACCUAGAACAUCCAGUAGGUUUAGCUAGGACAGUUGGUGGGCAGUGGAGCACCGCUCUGGAUUGGAUGUAAUUUAUUAACCCGCGAUUCCGCGUUCUAGGUUUAAGCGUGUCUGUACAUUACCCUCUAAGGACUCUAACCAUUCCAGCUAAGUAAAGGGGGCGAGACAGAAAGUUGAAUAAAGUUCGAAAAACCCGAAA